CUUAAAUCGUAUCAAAAGAAACUGCGCAAGAGCCAUUUGCCACCCCCGAAAAGAGCCCGAAAACCUAAGAGCGUAUUACAUUCGCAGUCGCGGCCGUAGCCACAGUCGCUGUCGGGACUUCGUGUUGACUCGUGCGGCGAAUGAUUGAAACUGAUGAAGAGAGGAGCUUCAUGCGUGUUCUUGUGAUCGGACUGCGCCACUGGAUUCGCUCUCUUGCUCUGCUGCAGCAGCAGCUGGGGGCCACUGCACACCAUAGCAAACAUAACGGCAUUUAGCUGCACUCGGUUGUUGUUGAUGCGGCGACGUUAGUGAUUGGUGCAAGUGUACGCGCUCCGAAGUAUAUAAAGCAUAUAUAAACUAAGUGAGAACCGGUUUUGGCGCGGAGCGCUGCGAUUGGCCGCAACGCCACGCUUUCAGCAGUCCCAGACAAACACAUCUACGCACACAGCCACGCACACACACAGUCGCAGUCAGGUACCAGGCCUAGGCAUACAAGGGAGCAGUUCUUCUCUUUCGUUCAUUGCAACAGCAACAGCAAAACAGAUUGACGGCAAACACACAUUCAGUUCGUUAAGUUUUGUGCGCAACGCGAUGUUUAUGUGAAGCCAGCGACUGAAGCAGUUGAGAAUUUUUACUGUGACAAUCAAAGAUAACCAAGGGAAUACAAAGUUAAAAAGAAAAACAGUUACAAAAUGCAUACCGUCGAGCAUAUGCUAGUGGAAAAGAACUACAGCAAGUGUCCUUUAAAGAAGCGUCCGGUCAACUAUCAGUUCGAAGCCGAACCCGAGGACUUGUGCCUCAAAAAGAACAGCAGUGAUGCCUGCUCGACAAUAACAACAACAGUUGAGCAUUCAGCGACAGCAGCCGCCUCCAGCUCAGAGGAUGAGCUCAUCAAUGUGAGCGACUGUUGCGAGGAUGAAGGCGUCGAUGUAGAUCAUACAGACGAUGAAGCCGAGCACAUGGAUGUGGAGCACGAGGAUGAUGACGAUGUCGAUUGUGUUAAUGUCGAAAGUGAUCCCAAUCAGACACAGGCCGCGGCACUGGCCGCUGCAGCCGCUGUGGCAGCUGCCUCCGCGGCUGCCGUUGCCGCUUCCGUAGUGGUGCCCACACCCACCUAUCCCAAGUAUGGCCUACAGCCAUGGAACUUUCAUAUGUCGUCAUACACAGCCGAGUUUUAUCGCACCAUCAAUCAGCCGCAUCUAUCGGCCGCGGCUGCUGCGGCGCCACUGCGCGCCGAGCUGCUCUCGCCCAGCUCACCCUCCGACUCAUUGGGCUCACUGUCGCCACCGCCCCAUUAUCUGCAUGGACGUGCCAGCUCCGUAUCGCCGCCAAUGCGUUCCGAGAUGAUCCACAGACCGCAGCUGGGCGUACGCCAGCAUCAACCGUUCUUGCCCUAUCCAACCUAUCCUGCUGCCUACACUGCUCUCGGCUAUCCGCAUCAUCAGCCGCUGCAUCCGCAGCAUCAUGCGCCCAUUUCGCCUGCCUACUCCGAGAGCUCCUACUACUCGAUGCGCAGCCUGACGCCCGAGUCGAGUUGCUGUUCGGUGCCCGAGGAUCUCUCCUUGAAGCACAAGCAGGCUGGGUCUGGCGUGCACAGUGAUGUUGCCAGCAAACAGCUCAGCCACAACAGUUCCGCCUCCUCAGCUGCCACAGUGUCCUCCUCCUCCUCGGCUUCUUCGGCCGCCUCGGUCUCGUCGUCGCCCAGCAAAAAGGACAAAUCGGCGCCGCCACGCUAUCAGUGCCCCGACUGCCAGAAAUCCUACUCCACAUUCUCGGGCCUCACCAAGCAUCAGCAAUUCCACUGUCCAGCCGCCGAGGGCAAUCAGGUGAAGAAGUCCUUCAGCUGCAAGGAUUGCGACAAGACGUACGUCUCGUUGGGCGCCCUCAAGAUGCACAUACGAACGCAUACGCUGCCCUGCAAGUGCAACAUGUGUGGCAAGGCCUUCUCGCGGCCCUGGCUGCUGCAGGGUCACAUUCGCACCCACACGGGCGAGAAGCCGUUCAGCUGCCAGCACUGCCAUCGCGCCUUUGCGGAUCGCUCCAAUCUGCGCGCUCAUCUGCAGACGCAUUCGGACAUCAAGAAAUAUUCGUGUGGCAAUUGCUCGAAGACGUUUUCGCGAAUGUCGCUGCUGACGAAGCACAACGAGGGCGGCUGUCCGGGCGGCAGUGGCUCCGGCACCGGUUCCAGCUCCGGCGCUGGCUCCAACUCUGAGCUAUCCUACGGAGGCUACGCCGAGCCCUAGGCUCCACGCAGCAUCGCAUCACAACGUUGUACACAAGCCAUGUUCCACCAAAAAUUAGUUCCUAGCUCGAGAGUAAGCGCAACCCGGCAGCUCCAACAAGAUAUCCAAGACACACGCACAACCAGAAACACACACACGCACAC
This is a messenger RNA of Drosophila hydei, 2386 nucleotides long. Its product is annotated as protein escargot. Gene Ontology annotation, molecular function: RNA polymerase II cis-regulatory region sequence-specific DNA binding; DNA-binding transcription factor activity, RNA polymerase II-specific. NCBI's taxonomy places the organism in Eukaryota, Metazoa, Arthropoda, Insecta, Diptera, Drosophilidae. The record is from RefSeq and is a predicted model, not a curated record. Gene Ontology annotation, biological process: regulation of DNA-templated transcription. The transcript has 3 exons. The coding region runs from base 693 to 2243 and encodes 516 amino acids.